CCUUGAGCCUCGUCAGGUGACUCCAUCUCCUCGCCAUCUCCCCCAUCGACCAUGACCUACCUCCUGCUGAGGCGCACUGGUAGCGUUGCACUCUCGCAGCGUACGGCAGCCACAAGCCUCGUCAGGAGCACAGCACUGGGCGCGGCAAGGCGGCAGGCCUUGGCCACUCCAUCCUGCAGCAUCCAACAGCGACACCAUGCAACGACUCGUACGAUACCCAGAACGUUUCCUCGCGCAAGUACGGGCAGCAGCAGCAACAGCGUCAACAGCCGUUCUCUAAGCACAGCAGAGCUGCCCGGUGCAACACUCACCCCCGCAGAAACAGAACACUUGGCCCCGGACUCUCCCGCAUCUCGCCAAGGCCAGAUCGGAUACCUAUACUUUGACUCCCUCUUCCCCAUCAGGCUCGGCUUCUGGGACAUCCGGCACUGGUUCGUUGCGACUAACCAUGAUUCUCUCAAGGAGAAGCUCAGGAACAGUCUGCCGGACAAGGAUCUCAUUGGACAUGACUUUGAGGUCAUUGGAGCAGAAGCUAGGCUGAAAGACGGUGGUGGAUUCCUUUCCUUUACAUAUACCCCGAAAGGCGCACCAUUGCCUGCCACGCCCGCAGAUACUCCAGACCCAGCUCUGUUUGAUAUCGAGACGGCGGUGAAAAAGGGGCUGAAGAGGGCGUACAACCCCAAUCAGGCCCUGCUGCUGAGCUGGGGCUCCAUCCCCAGUGUGCACGUAGUCAAGGGAAAGCCUUGGCUGGAAGAUCUGAAUCGCUUUCCAUCCUCGACCUUGAAAAUCACACUCGUUGGCGGUGAUCUCUCCGAAGAGGCUCUGUGGGGCAUCCUGCGCCCUUAUGGUCGCAUCGUCUCCAUCGAGAAGAAGGCCAAUGAAGCCUUUGUCCUCUUCUCCCGCAUGCGCUCCGCCACCUCUGCUCGCAAUUGCGCCCAUGGCGUUCAAGUCCGGGAAGGUCCUCGGCUGAUCAUCAAUUACAAGGAGAGUGAACGAGCAAAGAAGGCAUGGGACUGGACGUCUAAUCAUCCUCGAAUCGUCUUUCCCAUUCUCGCCUUUAUGCUGGGUGGCCUCUCCUACGCCGUGUGGGAUCCUAUCCGCGGCUUCUUCAUCGAGUCUAAGCUGAGUCGUACAUUUGACCUCGACAAUUACCGCUUGUACAGCUGGCUCAAGGCCAAUACCGUUGAUCUCCUCCGAGAGGGCAACGGCAAAGACGAGAGCAAGAGCCAGGUGGAUUGGUUUGAGAGGAGGGCUGCAAAAGAGGACAUCCAAGGCUGGUUGAGGGAGAGCCCAGAGACAUUUAUCACCAUCUCUGGACCCAGAGGUAGCGGCAAGCACAAUCUCUUGGAAGAGGCAAUUCCAAAGGGCGUAAAGGUGCUGCGCAUCGAUUGCGCCGAGAUCGCUCGCAGUGUCGGGAGCUCCGGUCCAGGUCCAGCUCUCAGCAUCGGUGAUGGCAGCAAGGACGGGGCCGGGAAGCUAGACACUGCAAUCAUCGCAGCCUUGGCCAGCGAGACUGGAUACUGGCCCGUCUUUGGCUGGCUCAACUCCCUCAACUCGAUGAUCGAUCUGGCCUCGGUAGGCCUCAUUGGCAGCAAGGCUGGCUUCUCACGACCCACCGAGGAGCAGCUGAGCCAGAUUCUGGCGGUGACGAAAGCCGCCCUGGAGAAUGUCAAGCGUAAGGAAGAGAAGAGGGUAGAGCGGGAGAGGAAAGUUCUGCGGAGGUCAGGUGCGGCUACUUCGACUUCCCCUGUGAAUGGCACUAACGUGCCGCCGCCCAGUGCCGGAUCUGUCGAUGGCAAUUCGACCAAGCAAGAGGAUAACGAUCUCUUGACAAGCUCAGAGUCGGAGGAGAAGAUGAACUUGUUGGGCCAAGAGAAGGGCGACGAUGGACCUUUAGCUGCAGAUACAAGGCGCAAGUGGAGCAAAUUGCCAACAGACAGAACUGGCAGGCGAGCACGUCCCGCACCUAAAAAGUCGGGUCAAGAUGACGGAAUCUCCCUCGAGUCGCCCAUUAUCAUCAUCGACAAUUUCCACCUCAAGUCUCUGCGCUCACCCUUGCUCUACUCGAUCCUCGUCGACUGGUCUUCCCAGCUCGUAUCUGCAGACCUGGCCCACGUCAUCUUCGUCUCGGACAAUCCAGUGGCAAUGUCAAAGGAGAUUGGCCGAGCCCUGCCUGACUCGAGGCCUGCCAACAAUGUAGUCUUGGCCGACGCCGAGAAGAGCAAGGCGAGAGAAUUUGUGCGGACUCGCUUGAGCGAGGCGAGAGGACUCGAUGCGCAGUUGGCGCAAAGGCAGACGUCGCUCUCCGACGAGACACCCGACCCAUCGACCGACCCAUCGAUGGAGGAGAGUCUCUCCUCCUCCCUGAGCGGAUUGUUCGGAAAUGCGCCCUCUUCAAAUGCUGGACCAGUCCAAGCCGCUGUCCCAGCUUCGGGCGAAGUCCUACCAGAGGAAGAUGCUCAGUGGGUGGACAAGCUCGGCGGUCGACUGACCGAUCUGGAAGGUCUGCUCCAAAAAGUCGUCAUGGGCCAGACUGUCCCCGCGGCGGUAUCUGAGCUGAUCACCCGCACCACCGUCGAAUUGCGCAAGUCCUUCUUCGGUGACGAAUCCUCCGACACUGCCUCGACUUCCUCUCAGCUUCCCUGGUCACGGUCCACGGCCUGGAGUGUAAUUCGUCUUCUGGCCUCGUCGAAGGACGGCUCAGUACCCUACCAUUGGAUGCUCCACUCUGACUCGGGCGCAUUCAAGGGCGACGAGGGCAAGCUGCGCGCAAUGGAGGAGGCGGAACUGAUUAGCGUGCGACACAAGGAUGGUCGACCUAGCCUGAUCCGCGCCGGUCGCCCCGUCCUCCUCGAGGCAAUGAAGGAUCUAGUGCACUCCGACCGCACUUUCCGUCUUACACAGGAGCUGCUGGACGCAAAGAGUUCCAUGGCAAAGAGUGACGCGGCGAUUCGUGAUUUGGAAAAGGAAUUGCAGAUGCUAGUGGAGCUGAGUAAAGUGGGAGGGAGGGGAGUGGCGGCUAGGGUGGAUAGUCUGGCAAAGAAGUUGGAGGCGGAGCAAAGUAAGCUGGGGAACACGGAGCAAAAGGUGGGGGAGCUUCAGGAGGAGUUGAAGAAGUCGGAGUGAGAGAGGAGGGAGAGAUGGAGAGAGGGGCUGAGCUAUUGAGAAGUCCUUUGGAUAUCACCUCUCACGCCAAGCACCCAGCACCACUAUCCUUUGUCACCUGACAUUUGACAUUGCACCACAUCUGAGGAAUGCUAUGUACUACCCAU
This is a messenger RNA of Microstroma glucosiphilum, 3272 nucleotides long. RefSeq lists its product as hypothetical. The coding region runs from base 52 to 3126 and encodes 1024 amino acids. Gene Ontology annotation, cellular component: mitochondrial inner membrane. The transcript has 2 exons. Gene Ontology annotation, molecular function: RNA binding. The record is from RefSeq and is a predicted model, not a curated record. Lineage: Eukaryota; Fungi; Basidiomycota; Exobasidiomycetes; Microstromatales; Microstromataceae.